This is a messenger RNA of Plasmodium inui San Antonio 1, 2316 nucleotides long. RefSeq lists its product as hypothetical. Gene Ontology annotation, molecular function: GTP binding; GTPase activity. Lineage: Eukaryota; Apicomplexa; Aconoidasida; Haemosporida; Plasmodiidae. The record is from RefSeq and is a predicted model, not a curated record. Gene Ontology annotation, cellular component: mitochondrion. The transcript has a single exon. Bases 1 to 2316 code for a protein of 771 amino acids.
AUGCUCAUAAAAAAACUUUCUUUUUUACGUUUCCCCCAGAGAGAAAUCGUCCUUUUUUUGUUAAAACAUGAGGGAGUCUCGACUGUAAGCCUUGGGGCCAAGUCGAAAGGUGCAAUUCGUUUUUGCACGCCAAGAAGCGCCACCUUCACUUCGUUAUGCAGCGCGGGGGUGGGCAAGCGCCCCCUCCGGGGGAAACGCAGUUCUUCCAUUGUGCAGGCGGUGCAGGCUCCGAAUGAGGCAAACGCGGCGAGCAGUACCCCCUUGGGGGAGUGCACACCAACACAUUGUGGCGAAGGCAGUGCGUAUAGUGACCACCGUGACCUCAACAGCGAUGUGCCCAAAAAGGACCAUGUGUACGAAACAAACGAUGUGUACGGAAACGACGAUGUGCACGAAAAGGACGAUGUCUACGAAAACAGCGAGUGUGUCUACAUUAAGGGAGAAAGAAAAUUCGUUGUGCGCAGGCGAAAGGGGGGAACAUGCACAGGGAGCUCCUCCAACGGUGAUGCAGCGGCGGUCAGUGUCUGCGAAGGUGUCCAACCCGGGGGGGAUCAGACUGAGGAGAGCUACACAGGGGGAGACCCCGUGAUGAGCCCCCAAUUGAGAAGCGUCCGCGAAACUGAAGAUGCCAAUUUAUGUUUUCCCGAAAGGGGGAGGUAUGGGGGUUCCCCUUCGAAGGGGGGAUCAACAUCCAUGGCCAAUGCGGAAAGUGAAGCCUCCCCCACAAAUUGCGGACACCAAAGUGAUGACGCAGUUCCCUGGGAUACCCCGAAAAACGAAGCACUGAUGAGAAUCCUCACCGAACCAACUGACCACCUGAUGAUGCGAAACGAAAGGCGCUUCUGCGACUUCCUGUGGGUAGUAGCCAAGUCAGGGAAAGGGGGAGAGCCAAACUACAAAAGACGAAGGAGUAAAAAGUUAAAGGGCGAAGGAUAUGGAGGUCAUGGAGGAAAUGUCAUUCUGAAAAGUAAAAGAAGCAUUUACGAUUUAAUCAAAAUAGAACAAAAGGUUAAAGCAAAUGAUGGAGAAAAUUUUAAAGAAAACAGCCGAGGAAAAGAUGGCAGUGACAAAGUCGUAUUCGUGCCGGUAGGAACAAUUGUCCGGAAGAGAAUUUACUGUAAAAAAAAAAAUGAAAAUAAUAGGAAGAUAUAUAAAAGCAUUUUUUGGUAUCAAUUUUUACAGGAAAAUGAGGAACUGUUGGUAGCUCGAGGAGGAAAAGGAGGAAUAUCAUAUUCUUUUUUUAAAAAGCAUGAUUAUAGAUUGCCUGAGAAGGGGGAGAAGAUGCUCCUCGAAUUGGAGCUCCGACUAUUGAACGAUGUAGCCUUCAUUGGCAUUGAGAACAGUGGAAAAACAUCCCUCUGCAGUAGCCUCAGUAGGUACUAUGGGAACAUUAGUAGUCACAUAUUUAGCACCACCAUACCACACGUCUCCAACAUUAACUACAUCGAUGGGGUCGAAAUAACCCUGCUGGAUACCCCCUUCCUGUUUCAUAACGCACACAAGGAUUGCAGCCGGGGAAAGAGGAUCCUAAGACAUCUAUACAGAAGCAAGCUUAUCGUUUACGUCAUCGACGUUGCGAGUGACAAACUUGAAAAUGUGGACGACACACAGGUGGAAGACUACUACACGGAGAGCCUAAAGGGGGGGAGUGGCAGGGAAGCGAUGGACGCCAUAGACGCGAUGGGCGCCGUGGACGCAUUAACGCCACACACACAGAGGGACAACUCCAGUGAACAGAAAAGUAAUCAUGUCCACACAUCGAAGGAAUCCCGUGCCAACCUAAAGGACUACCAUAACGAUACAAUAAAGCAAAUAAAAAUGCUUCGAAAUGAACUCUUCCUUUUCAAUCCGGAUUACUUAAAAAAAAAGGAACUUGUCGUUGCCACCAAGUGUGACAUGCUACACAAGAACGCCCUACUAAAUCUAGACUCUCUUUAUUUCCGUCUGCAAAAUUUGUUCCCCCAUAUAGAAGUUAUUGGCACCUCUGCCAAGUUCGGCCUAGGCAUAAAGCUCCUCAGCAAGAAGAUACGAGAUCUUAUAUACCCUCAGGACGUCCUAAACAGUCACAAAAUGUAUGCCAAAAAUAUAGAGGACUAUGUCAUUCCUACGCACAGCCACGUUAGGGAGGGACAACGACGGCUGCAGAAUUAUGAGCUACCAGAGAAUGUCAAACAUAUGUACGAGCACAACUACAUGGAAAACUUCGACUACUUUUUGAAGAAGUCUCGCGGGAGGGGGCAUGAUGUGAGUGUUAGCGACUCUGGAGAUGGGAAAAAUUUGUUAACGGGGGAUGCUAGAGGAGGUGUCACUCCUUAA